AGAAGGGCGCGCUCGUGGCGCUGCACGCGCAGCUCGACGUCGACGGCGAGGGCACCGUCUCGCUCGGCGAGUUCGAGGCGGGGUGGGAGGAGGUGCUCGACGCCGUGAUGGAGCAGGCGCUCGUCGCCGAGAGCCACCCGAGAGCGCUCGUCGCCGCCGGCUUCUCCGCGCGGCAGAUCCUGCUGUACGGACUCGCGCUGCUCGCCAUGGUCUCGCUCGGCGCCGCCUUCAUCCUCGUCGCGCUGUCGGGCUGGCGGCGCGAGAGCCUCUCGGCGAUGGUGGUCGAGUCGGGCCUCAUCGCCGCGGUGGGGGGCAUCACCGCGCGGUACCGGGAGAAGUCCGACGCCGAGAAGACCGCCGAGGAGCUGAGCCGGAUCGUCAACGACGCGGUGGCGGGCGCCGAGGCCGCGUCCAAGCCGAAGCAGGACUGA
Messenger RNA from Emiliania huxleyi CCMP1516, 431 nucleotides. RefSeq lists its product as hypothetical. The transcript has 2 exons. The annotation marks the transcript as partial. The record is from RefSeq and is a predicted model, not a curated record. NCBI's taxonomy places the organism in Eukaryota, Haptophyta, Isochrysidales, Noelaerhabdaceae.